This is a messenger RNA of Seriola dumerili (greater amberjack), 1554 nucleotides long. RefSeq names its product guanylyl cyclase-activating protein 1-like (gene guca1aa). The transcript has 4 exons. The coding region runs from base 145 to 714 and encodes 189 amino acids. NCBI's taxonomy places the organism in Eukaryota, Metazoa, Chordata, Actinopteri, Carangiformes, Carangidae. The record is from RefSeq and is a predicted model, not a curated record. Gene Ontology annotation, molecular function: calcium sensitive guanylate cyclase activator activity; calcium ion binding.
CUCUCACCCUAAGUCCCAUCGUUGUGUGACUGUGAAGAGGGAUUACCUUCGCUUCACAGUAGACCAAGUGGGCUGAGAGGUUUGUGCACCAGCUGCAAAAGGCUCCAGAUACCUAAUCUGCACACACACUCAGGUGUCAGAGACAUGGGUAACUCAACAGGAAGCACUGUGGACGACCUGCAGGCGGUGGAGAUGCACCUCUGGUACAAGAAGUUCAUGACCGAGUGCCCCUCGGGUCAGCUCACCCUGCACGAGUUCAAGCAGUUCUUCGGGCUGCGAGGUUUGGACCCAGAGGCCAACGCCUACAUAGAGCAGAUGUUCCGCACGUUUGACAUGAACAAGGACGGCUACAUAGACUUCAUGGAGUAUGUGGCAGCUCUGAGCCUGGUGAUGCGAGGAAAGAUGGAGCACAAGCUGCGCUGGUAUUUCAAACUUUAUGAUGUGGAUGGAAACGGCUGCAUCGACAGACACGAGCUCCUCAACAUCAUAAAGGCCAUUCGUGCAAUCAAUGGGAAUGAAAAUCAGGAAACAACCGCUGAGGAUUUCACCAACAGUGUGUUUGACAGGAUUGAUAUAAAUGGAGAUGGCGAGCUUUCCUUGGAGGAGUUUGUGGCCGGUGCUCGCACUGACACCGAUUUCAUGGAGGUGAUGAUGAAAAGUCUGGACCUCACCCACAUCGUGGCCAUGAUCCACAACAGGAGGCACAGCGUUUAGGGUCUGUCCAGUCCGAUUACCUCAUCCUCAUAUGGGAUCUAACCCAAGAGCUUCAGUACGUCACCUCUGGUAAAAAGGUCAUUUAUAGGCCGAGAUUGAAUCCAAUUUAAUAUGAUGACAGUGAAUUGUUAACACUGAUAUUUCACAUUUUUAUUCUCUAAAAGAGUAACACACAUGCACUUUAAAUGCACCUGGAUGACUCAGUCAACCUUUGCAGACCAAUGUCCUUCAUGAUGCUGAGCUCUCCCAAAGCCACGUUUGGCACAAGGGAUGAAACUUCAGAUGGCCCACUUACCCUCAGAUACCCCCAUGGGAUAAAAGAGAGAGGUAUUUGAGUAGAGUGGCAAUUAUAUGCACUCAACUAUGCUUUCCAAAUCCUUUUUUUUCUGAGUCUGAGUCCCUCUGCAUAAAAUUACUCAAAUCUCUAUUUACCCGUUCUUGCCUGUGGGGUUUACGGGAGGAAGCUGAGACACUCCAUGCUAAUUCGAUCAAGUCCCUGGCUGGAUACAGGAACAGGUGAAAGUUUCUGGAGAGAUUUAGUAGUAUGCAAAAUAAAAUUCUCAAAUGUUUACCUUUUUUAUGUUUUAACUUUUUUUUAAUGUUUGAAAUAAUUUAAGAGGAGGCAAAAGGCAAACUACUGGCUUGUGGUUUUGUAACAAGUGUGUGUGGGUGUUUCUUUGGCUGAGUGAUUUGCUUCCAAUUCAGCAUUAAAUACAGAUAUAGAUUACCUUUGUUAUGUUUGUUGGCUACGCUCGACUGGUGCCUUCUGUUGGAAGACUGCAGAAUGUGUUUUUCUCAGCUUUUGCUUAUUUGUACAAUAAAAACAAACACUUAAAAUCA